Messenger RNA from Numida meleagris (helmeted guineafowl), 1103 nucleotides. RefSeq names its product syncollin (gene SYCN). Gene Ontology annotation, cellular component: secretory granule membrane. The coding region runs from base 192 to 587 and encodes 131 amino acids. The record is from RefSeq and is a predicted model, not a curated record. Gene Ontology annotation, biological process: exocytosis. The transcript has a single exon. NCBI's taxonomy places the organism in Eukaryota, Metazoa, Chordata, Aves, Galliformes, Numididae.
GGGGUGACACCUGGGUCUGCUCCCAGGGUUGGUGGUCCCGGGGGGUCAGGCCUGGCCAGCUGGGUCCCUUCCCAGGAAGGAGGGGCUGCACAUCGAGUGGGGGCCAACACCUGGCGGUGCCCCCUCCCCCCCGCAUCCUUGGGACCAGGUACAUAUAUCUGGGCCGUGGGCGCGGGGGACGGCACGACACGAUGGCGGCGGUGCUGGCAGUGGUGCUGGCGGCGGUGCUGGUGGUGUGCGGGGCCCAGUGCCCGACCCCCGCCGACCUGAAGCCGGCCAACGGCACGCGGAUCUGCGCACAACUCUACACCGAGGACAGCGCCUACUACAACGAAUGCUGCGCCGGGAGCUCGCUGGCAGUGCUGCCCGGCGCUGAUGUCCCCUACAUGCCCAAGGGCUGGGCCGGCGAAGUCUCCUCGCUGGUGGUGGGCACGCGCUGCGAGCUGACGGUGUGGUCACGGGCCGGCAAGAAAGGCAGCACAAAGCACUUCUCGGCGGGCGCCGUGCCGCGGCUGCAGGAGGUGCGCAGGGGGCUCUUCUUGAACUGGAACGAUGCCAUCAGGUCCUACUACUGCAAGUGCAACUGAGGAGGGCACGGGGCCGCUCGGGGCUGCUCCACGCAGCGUGGGUCACCACCAGUCGACGUGGGUCAACACGGGUCAACGUGAGUCAACAUGCACCAACGCGGGGUAACAUCAAUGUGGGUCAACGCUCAACACCAGUCACUGUGAGUCAACACUCGUCAAUGUGGGUCAACGCAAGCGAGUGCAGCUCAACACAGGCCGGGGAUAGUCAGUGUGGGUCAACGCGGUCGCCAUCAGCCCAUGAGCCACGGGCUCCUCCUGCGGCCCAGCACGCCAGGAUGAGUGGACACAGGUCCCCACCAGUCAACGCACAUCAUUGCACGUCCAAGUGAGCCCGCGUGGGCCCAUGCAAGGCCCUGCGGAGCAACACGAGCCAGCGCGCAUCGACGUGUGCCUACGGGCUCAGCACCAGCCCCUGCCCAACCCCAUGGACCACGGAUGCAUGGCAGUGCCAGGCCCCCCCCGUGCCCUGACCCCACACAGCUCUGAGCGCAGCCAAUAAAGCUUUGAGGAUGUGCA